Linnemannia hyalina is the source of this 321-nucleotide messenger RNA. Lineage: Eukaryota; Fungi; Mortierellomycota; Mortierellomycetes; Mortierellales; Mortierellaceae. The record is from the annotation of a GenBank genome assembly.
AUGGCCCUCGCCUGGAGCCCUCUCAAGUCCACAGUCUUUGCAGCAGUGUCCCGCCCCGCUUCAUCAUUACCGGCUGCCGCCUCCCCCGCCACCUCUAUCCUCUGCAACGCCGUCCGUCACAUGAGUUACAAGCUCAAGACCAACUCUUCCGCCAAGAAGAGAUUCGUUGCCCUCCCCUCAGGAAAGUUCAAGCACUGGAGAUCAGGAAAACGCCACAUCAACACUGGCAUGGAUCGCGGUCGUCUUAACAAGGCCGGUAUUGCCUCCUACGCCACUCCUCGCCAGUCGAAGCACUUGCGUCGCUUGAUGCCCUACGCAUAA